AUGACCGAAUCGCUAUUAGCUAAUCGUUUACGUGAUAUUGAAGACGAAUUGAAAACUGAACGCGAUAUUCGUUAUCGUCAAGAGAAAGAUUUAUCGAACUUACGUUUGGACUUCGACGACAUCGAACAACAAUUAGACGAAGUGACCAAUGCACGUGAUAGAGAAAUCGAAAAUAACAAACGUUUGAAACAAGAGAAUCACGAUCUCCGUCAAAAACUUGAACUUCAAACGACGGAAAACGAUGAAACUCAAAAUUCACUUCGUCGUCGUUAUCAAGAUACAAUUACUGAAUUAACAAGUCAAGUCGAAGCACUUGGCAAAGGAAGAAUAAGAUAUGAAAAAGAAAAUAAGAACUUUCUUAUGGAAAUCGAAGAAUUGAAAAAUGAGAUCGAAUCGGUCGCGAAAGGUAGAAGUCAAGCUGUUUCAGUUAGCAAAGAACUCGAAUCGAAAUUAAUCGAAAUGAAUGGCAAAGUCGACGAUGCAAUUCGACAAUUAAGUGAUGCUACUUCAGCGAAAUCUCAUCUUGUCGAAGAAAACUUAACAUUCAGUCGUCGAAUCGAAUCAUUAGAAUAUGAAUUAUCAUCAUUAAACACCGCGUACAAACGCGCUCAAGGUGAUCUGGAACAAACACGUAUUCAUUUGGAAUCGGAAAUGGCUACUAGCCGAACAUUACAAUCGACAGUGAAAACAUUUCAAAUGGAUUUGGAAUCAACGAAACUGCAAUUAGAAGAUGAAAUCGAUGCUAAAGUUGAAUUGCAAAAACUUGUCAUCAAGAUUCAGGAAGAAGCACGCAUUGCACGCGAUCGAUUGGAAAGAGAAAUCGAAAGUAAAAACGAAGAAUUCGAAGAUCAACGACGAAAAUUGAAUGCACGUGUCACCGAAGUUCAAGAACAAUUGACUGAAGUUUUAGCUAAAGCAAGUAAUCUCGACAAGACUAAACAACGACUUCAAGGUGAACUCGAUCAAAUCAGUGGUGAAAUUGACAAACAUCGUAAACGAGCUGACGAAGCCACGCGUCGUAAUAAGCAAUUAGAGAAAGAAGCUGAUGAAUCUCGUCAACGUGUCAAUCAAGUCACUGCCGAAAUGGAAUCAGCUAUCCAAGCUAAUCGUAAUUAUCAAAGCGAAUUAGUCAAAAUUAAAGGUUUGAAUGAACAACUUGUCGAGCAAGUCGAGUUGAUCAAUCGAGACAAACGUCGUUUUCAAGAUGAGAUCGAUAUUGCCUUAAAUCAAAUCUCGGAAUUGAAUACUCGCAAUAUGGAAUUGGAUCGCAUUCGUAAACAACUUGAAGCUGAUAAAUUAUCCUUAGGUUCAGCUAUUGAUGAAUAUCGCGAACAGAUUCACAUUGAAGUUACCAAAUACAACGUUUUGAACGCUUCGAUUGACAAACUUCGAGGCGAUCUAGAGAAGAAGAUUGCGGAUAAAGACGAUGAACUCGAAAAUCUCCGAUCAAGUCAACGUAAACAAUUAGAUCAAAUUCAAUCUCAAUUGGAGGAAGUGGAAGUACGCUACAAAACAGAACUUAGUCGAACGAAAUCCAAGUUACAAAAUGAAUUAGAAGAAACUCGCCUUCGUUACGAAACGAUGAAGAAGGCUAAAGGAGAUCUAGAGAAUCAUUUAAAAAAGAUCCAAAAUGGUAUUAAAGAUGCGCAAGAUCGUCUCUUGGAAGAACAAACAGCACACAGUGCCACGAAAGAUUUACUUUCUGCUUCAGAAAAACGAUUCGGUGCUCUUCAUGCAGAAAUCGACGAAUUAAGUAGUUUACUCGAUCGCAGUGAAAAAGCUCGUAAAACAACGGAAUUGGAAUUACAUGAUUCUGAACGUCGCUUGUCUGAUGCAUUAACAGCUGCUAAUCGUGCUAUCGGAGAACGUAAGAAAUACGAAGCUGACGCUAUACAAUAUCAAUCAGAAGUUGCCGAUGUUCGACAAGAAUUGAAGAUCGUUGACGAACGAUCACGAAAAUUGGCUGCAGAGUUGAUUCAUCGUGAUGAAGAAAUUCGACAUGAACGUGAAAAGGCAGCUGAAAGUGAAGCAUCGAAACGAGCUUUAGAUCAACAACUACGUGAUUGCAAUUCUAAGGUCGACGAAGCGGAAGCUUAUGCACGAGCAGAAGGCAAACGUAUUUCUGCUAAAUACGAAGGACGCAUUGGUCAACUUGAAACAGAAAUCGAUUUGGAACGAGCGCGUUAUCAGGAACUUUUGAAAGAAUUACGCCGUAAUGAAAGACGUAUCAAAGAAUUAUUAACACAAGUUGACGAAGAACAAGCGAAAAUCCUUUCUCUAACUGAUACAUUAAGCAAAACAAAUGAUCGAAUGCGCAUAUAUAAAUCUCAAAUUGAAAGUGCUGAAUCUUCAGCUGCACACGUAUUAACACGUGCUCGUCGUCUCGAACGAGAACUCGAAGACGCUGAACAACGUGCUGAAGUUGUCACAACAACUUUAAUUCGUUCACGAUCUGUUCAUCGUAAUGAUUAUUAA
Adineta ricciae is the source of this 2475-nucleotide messenger RNA. Lineage: Eukaryota; Metazoa; Rotifera; Eurotatoria; Adinetida; Adinetidae. The record is from the annotation of a GenBank genome assembly.